Messenger RNA from Beta vulgaris subsp. vulgaris (sugar beet), 924 nucleotides. RefSeq names its product probable histone H2A variant 3. The coding region runs from base 267 to 671 and encodes 134 amino acids. NCBI's taxonomy places the organism in Eukaryota, Viridiplantae, Streptophyta, Magnoliopsida, Caryophyllales, Amaranthaceae. Gene Ontology annotation, cellular component: nucleosome. The transcript has 2 exons. The record is from RefSeq and is a predicted model, not a curated record. Gene Ontology annotation, molecular function: structural constituent of chromatin; DNA binding; protein heterodimerization activity.
UUUAAGUUUCACCUAACCAAAAUUAAUCCAAGAAAUAUCAAGCCCUCUUUUAUUUUCACUCGUUCUUCUUUAUUCUCUCUCCAUCUCACUUCUCUCUUUGCCAGGUUUUUCACUCUUUAUAGCUUUCGUGGGUGGGUUUUUCUCCCACAAUCAAUCGAAAUCCCAACAAAAACAACUGUGUUUUCGUUUGUUUUUAGGAGGGAAAAACAAAACCCAUCACUUCAAAAACCCAGAAUAAUUUAGAAGAUUUAGUAAGGAAAACAAAAAUGUCGGGAAAAGGAGCAAAAGGUUUGAUUACUGGGAAAUCAUCUGGAUUGAACAAGGAUAAAGACAAAAAAGUGCCUGUUUCUCGCUCUUCUCGUGCUGGUCUUCAGUUUCCCGUGGGUCGUGUUCAUCGUCUGCUGAAGACCAGGGUUACUGCAAAUGGGAGGGUUGGUGCAACAGCUGCUGUGUACACUGCAGCGAUUCUCGAGUACCUUACUGCAGAAGUAUUGGAGCUUGCAGGAAAUGCGAGUAAGGAUCUGAAGGUGAAGCGUAUCACUCCUAGGCAUCUGCAGCUGGCUAUCCGUGGAGACGAGGAACUUGAUACACUAAUCAAAGGAACCAUCGCUGGUGGUGGAGUUAUCCCUCACAUCCACAAAUCUCUGAUUAACAAAUCAUCCAAGGAUUAGACUUUUGGUGGUUAGAACUUAGAAGCCCAAGCUACAUGUCCGCAUUUUUAUGCAUGACCUAUGAAAUUAGAUGAUUUGUUUAGCUGUGUUUUCUCCAUUAAUAGUAGCCACAGGAUGGUGAUGCCUUUGCUAAGGUGUUCUUUUAGGUAAUACUUUCAGCAAACUUUUGUGCGUCAUCUGUCUUCUUAUGAGUUCAUCAUGUUCAUAUAGUUUAGUUAUCGAGACUUGAAUGAUGCAUGGCGUUCAUAUCAUA